Acomys russatus (golden spiny mouse) is the source of this 1966-nucleotide messenger RNA. RefSeq names its product forkhead box N3 (gene Foxn3). The record is from RefSeq and is a predicted model, not a curated record. The transcript is spliced from 9 exons. The coding region runs from base 389 to 1831 and encodes 480 amino acids. Gene Ontology annotation, cellular component: nucleus. NCBI's taxonomy places the organism in Eukaryota, Metazoa, Chordata, Mammalia, Rodentia, Muridae. Gene Ontology annotation, molecular function: cis-regulatory region sequence-specific DNA binding; DNA-binding transcription factor activity. Gene Ontology annotation, biological process: regulation of DNA-templated transcription.
GGAUUCAGCCAUGGAGAGCUCAGCCGAGCAGCGUGUCAGGGGUUACGGCUUUUUUCCUUUUGCGUGACAGCAAAGUUGAAAGUUGCAAGAUUCCAGUCAAACAAUUGCCCUUGCUUGGGUAAAUAUCACCAAAGGGAACAAAUGUGAGUUACAAAGCAGCCUCUAGAAGUGUCGUCUAGUGACAAUGAAGGCGCCUUUGUCCUUUCUGGAGCGAUGCUGACCUCUGUUUCCUGGACCCAUUCUGACUCAGAGCCAGCAGCCAUGAGUCACUGUCAUCCCAUGCAGAUGUGUGCCAUGCAGCUCCCUUGAGCAGAAAGGGGCUCCGAUGAGCUCCAUGCUUUCCUGUGUAUGCCAUGGACCUAUCUAGUUUUGAGGAGCCUUCACGUAAAUGGGUCCAGUCAUGCCUGCCAGUAAGAAGCCCAAGAGCUCAGGAAUCAGUGUGUCCAGUGGACUGAGUCAGGGUUACCGGGGCAGUGGUUUCCCCAAGGCCCUCCAGGAGGAUGAUGACCUUGACUUCCCUCUGCCCGACAUCAGAUUAGAAGAGGGGACCAUGGAAGAUGAAGAGCUGACCAACCUGAACUGGCUGCACGAGAGCAAGAACUUGCUGAAGAGCUUUGGGGAGUCGGUCCUCAGGAGUGUCAGUCCCGUCCAGGACCUGGACGAUGACACCCCGCCGUCCCCUGCUCACUCGGACGUGCCCUACGAUGCCAGGCAGAACCCCAACUGCAAGCCCCCCUACUCCUUUAGUUGCCUCAUAUUUAUGGCCAUCGAGGACUCCCCAAGCAAGCGGCUGCCGGUGAAGGAUAUCUACAACUGGAUCUUAGAGCAUUUCCCGUAUUUUGCGAAUGCACCUACUGGGUGGAAAAACUCAGUGAGACAUAAUUUGUCAUUGAAUAAGUGUUUCAAGAAAGUGGACAAAGAGAGGAGUCAGAGUAUUGGGAAAGGGUCAUUGUGGUGCAUAGACCCGGAGUAUAGACAAAAUCUAAUUCAGGCUUUGAAAAAGACACCUUACCACCCACCUCCUACUGCUCAGGCUUAUCAAAGCACAUCAGGUCCACCCAUCUGGCCGGGCAGUACCUUCUUCAAGAGAAAUGGAGCCCUUCUUCAAGAUCCUGACAUUGAUGCUGCCAGUGCCAUGAUGCUUUUGAAUUCUCCCCCUGAGAUACAAGCAGGUUUUUCUCCAGGAGUGAUACAGAACGGAGCCAGAGUCCUGAGCCGAGGGCUGUUUCCUGGUGUCCGCCCAUUGCCGAUCACUCCCCUGGGGAUGACGGCAGCCAUAAGGAAUAGCAUCACCAGUUGCCGGAUGCGGACUGAGAGUGAGCCACCGCCGUGUGGCUCCCCAGUGGUCAGUGGCGAUCCCAAGGAGGACCACAACUACAGUAGUGCCAAGUCCUCCAAUGCUCGAAGCACCUCUCCCACCAGCGACUCCAUCUCCUCCUCCUCCUCCUCAGCCGACGACCACUAUGAGUUUGCCACAAAGGGGAGCCAGGAGGGUAGUGAGGGAAGCUUCCAGAGCCAUGAGAGCCACAGUGAGACAGAAGAGGAUGACAGGAAAUCCAGCCAGAAGGAAGCCAAGGAUGCCAUGGGGGACAGCGGGUACGCAUCCCAGCACAAGAAGCGUCAGCACUUCGCCAAGGCCAGGAAAGUCCCCAGCGACACACUGCCCCUCAAAAAGAGACGCACAGAAAAGCCCCCUGAGAGCGACGAUGAGGAGAUGAAAGAGGCUGCCGGUUCACUCCUGCACUUGGCAGGAAUUAGGUCCUGUUUGAAUAACAUCACCAAUCGGACGGCGAAGGGGCAGAAAGAGCAAAAGGAAACCACGAAAAAUUGAAACAAGUCUCUGAUUUGUUUUGAACUUAUGGCCAUUUGGUUUCAGCAUGUCAGGAGAUUUCUAAUGAUUUGUGGCAAUAUCAGCAAUUUUUUUUUCUUUUUCUUUUUUUCCUUUUGUUGGUUUGGUUUCCUUUUC